GCCCAUGCCAGAGGAAGGAAAAACAACGUCAGCCAUUGGACUUUGGCUGCAGCUACUGUAUCUACUGAAUGCAACAAAGUAACAUCAGCUUUACGGAUACAAACGUAUAGCAAAUAGCUACAUGGAACGUUCACCUGUAAACAGCGUUGAGGUAUCACCAGAGAGCAAUGGGGAUUCUGUCUCUCUGUGUCACAAUGAGGAAGAGAACAGGAAUCAACCAGCACAUGGUGGCCCUCAAGUCCAGCUGUGUCGUUUCUACUCACAGGGACGGCACUGUAACUUUGGGAGGAAGUGCCGCUUCCUCCAUCAAAGAGGAGAUUCCACCACCCUCACCCAGGGGACGGUAGAUAACUGGACAAAUCAAAGGUCACAACAGGAGAUCCAAAGAGGGACAGGCCCUCACAGCCACCCUGGAAUCACACCGCAGAAUCCAGUGGUUGACAGCCAUGGAGAUGUAGGCCACAGGCUGCCCUCCAAACCAAGGGCUGCUCCAACCAGAGUUGAGAGGGCCAACAAUCGCCGGCCCUGUCGCUAUUUUCUGUCUGGGUGCUGCACCAUGGAAGAUAGAUGUCACUACUGGCACCCACCACAGUUUCCCCUAGUUGAUGACCAGCCUGUAGGAGACGGAGGCAGGCCCAGGGUGCCCCAUGCCCCCCCUCCCAGUGCCCUUCAGGUUGUCAAACUGAGUGACCUGACUGACAAUAUCACCAAACAGCUACGGGACACUGAGAUCAAGCAGCUGAUAAAGCGUUUUCCUAAAGAACAGCUUAUUGUGCAGGAACGGAGUGACGGCCAAGUCACCUUCUACCGAGCCACAGUACAGCCCACUGAUCCAGACUGGCCUUUUGACUUGAAAGACGUUGACAUAAUGGUGAGCUUUCCGAAAAAGUACCCACAAGAGGUAUUUACAUUAGAUAUACCACUGGACCAGGACUUGCCAUCAGUUAUGGGAAGGUAUGUUGAACAAGCCUCACUGGAAUGGCUACAGGCUAAACAUGCCACCAAUCAGCUGAUGGGUAAGGUGGAGCUGCUCUUCCGGCCCUUCCUUCGAUGGUUGGAUCGCAGCAUGGAAAGACUGUUCACUGAGGGAGCCAGGCAGCUGAAAAAAGACAUGGAGAUAGCAAAGGCCGGAAUUCAGUUUGUGCCAUACCAGCAGCUCCAGGCAACCGUGUGCAAAGAGCCUGCCGCUGAUGACAUGCCUGACCCUGUCCUCCACACUGCAACUGAUGAGGAGAGCAGAGAAGGAGAAGAUGAGGAGUGGAAAAAACUAUUGUACCCUGGCUGUGAUAAUGAUGAUGAUGAUGAUGGUGGUGUUAGUGAUGAAGAGGACCAGGGGAAGGUGGAGAAUAUUAAGCUCAGUGAGCCCCGCAGAGGAACAGAGGUGAAGCUGCUGGGCCUGAGGCUGGGAGAGGGCACGGCAACCGUGGUCGCCACACAGGUCACUGUGUGUCUGCAGUGCAGCAGGUGUAAGGUGACAGCAGACCUGACUCUAAAUGGCAGGAACCCCUGCACGGCCCAGUGUGAGAAGUGUAACGCAGGGAUCAGUGCUGCUUUCAGACCCAGCAUUCUGCACCACUACAGUGACGUCCUGGGCUAUCUGGACCUGGGCACUGCUGCUCCUGUGGACCUGGUCUUGCAGGACUGUGAUUUCGUCAUUGUCUGCCUCAACUGCUCAAAAGAGGGACCUGUGAAGAACCUUUUGUAUGGCCAGAGCAAGGAGUUCAACUGUCAGCACUGUCACAGCAAACUCAGCAUCCUGGUUGACAGCACACGAUUCCAGUACAUUCCACCACGCAAAGAGAAAACCGGGCACAGUGACUCUUCACUGACCUAUCGGCGUAACAUAAGGGACCCUGCCAUACAGAUGGGGAAACCACUACCUGAGAAGGGAUCCUGCAAACACUACAAACAGAGUCAUCGCUGGCUCAGGUUCUCAUGCUGUGGCCGGGCCUACCCCUGUGAUGUGUGUCAUGACGAGGACCAGGACCACCCCAUGGAGCUGGCCACCAGGAUGAUCUGUGGUCACUGCUGUAAAGAGCAGCCGUACAGCAAUGGGAAGCCCUGUGUCAGCUGUGGAGGCAUGAUGACAAGAGGAGCCUACACCAGUCACUGGGAGGGAGGACUGGGCUGCAGGAGCAAAGUCAAAAUGAGCAGAAAUGAUAAACACAAGUAUGCCAACACAAACAAAACAAUUUCACGGAAAGCAGCCAGCGAAAAGAAAUAAUCAGAGACAACAUGUUAACGUUAUGGCAGUGGUUGAUCAGGCCUGCUCUGUGUGAUUUCCAGAGCAACCCUUCUAUCAAUGCCUUAUUGAUUUCUAAUAAAUCAACUAUUGUAAUGUUAUCCAGCUGAUGUGAUUGGUGAGAAGUGUUAACAUUGUUGUGUGGAUUGAGCCCCGGUCCUGGAGUAGCACUCAGCCUUGUUGCCCUGGUGGGAACAUGCAGCAGAACACUCUCCGGCACAGUACAAGUAACCCUGGUGCUUGUGUUCAUUGUAAUCACAGACACUCCCAUUAUGUUUCUUAUCUCUGUAACAGCCUCCCCAAGUGCCUUGUAAAAUCAAUGCAAUGCCCUACAUUUACAGUAGACUCUUUAGUGUUGCCACUUUUCCAAUUCUCUCACAACUUAACCCACUCAUCAUUUAAGGAUGAGUGCUAUCCCACUGGGCACAAUCGUCAGUUCAACGUUUAGUUUUGAUUUACAUUUGGUUGAGUUGUCAGCUAAUGCCGAUUCAAUGUAAAAUCAACAAAAAAUGUCACUGUGUAAUUGGAUUUAGGUUUGAAAAAAAUACAAAAUUCCCUUACGUUGACUUUUUGCAAAUCCGAUCAGUUUUCCACGUUGAUCUACGAGAUCGGUGUCCCUAAACCGGGACAGUUGUUGCUCAAUAUUCGAUAGUGUGACUAGAGUGACGUUGUAAACAACAGGGACAUAGACAUGUCUUCUGGCCAGAAAGCUUAAAUUCUUGUUAAUCUAACGGCAGUGUCAAAUUUACAGUAGCUAUUACGACAACAAAAAUACCAUGCUAUUGUUUGAGGAUAGUGCACAACAACAAAACAUCAUGUCAACUGGUUUGAUACAUUCACCUCUGAAGGUAAAUCAUGUACUUACAUUCAGUAAUCUUGCUCUGAUUUGUCAUCCUGAGGGAUCCAGAGAUAGUGUAGUUUUGUUUGAAAAAAUGUAUUCAAAUGUAGGAACUGGCUCCACCCCACACUGCUUCCAUCUUGUGGACAACAUCUCAAUUACACCUAAAAUCCUAUCUGAGUGUAUGGCCUUUCUCUUGCUUUUCAAAGAUGAUGGAACAAAAAAUAUUUUUGAAAACACGUGUUUUUUUUAUUUGUAUUAUCUUUUACCAGAUCUAAUGUGUUAUAUUCUCCUACAUUCAUUUCACAUUUCCACAAACAUCAAAGGGUUUCCUUUCAAAUUGUAUCAAAAUUAGCAUAUUCUUGCUACAGGCAGUUAGAUUUGGGCAUGUCAUUUUUGGCGAAAAUUGAAAAAAAGGAUUUGAACCUUUUUAAUGUCAUCACAUCAUUAUUUUUGUUGAAAUGAUGUGGAAACGAUUGAUUCAACCAGUUUUUACCCAGUGGGAUGCAAUGGUGUUCUGUUUCUCAGAACUGUGUUUUGUGUCUUUUAGGUGGGCAGGCUAGACAAAAUCUUGGUAGUUUAACCAUGGCAUCUGGAUAGAAUAGGUGUGACAGGUUUGCUCCCUUGACCAUAAUUAAGUAGCUCCACAAACAGAUUAUUAGGUAGGAUUACAUCAGGUUAUGCUAAAUAAUGAUUAAGUAAGAUUACAUACGAUUGGAAUCUAUGACUAAAUAAACUCACUAAUCUUAUAAAAUCAUUUAAGAGCACAUGGCCAAUGAACAGAUGGAAAAUAACAGAUUUCAUGGACUCAACUAAUGCUAUUGAGAAUCAAAAUGAUGAUUGACCAUUUUUAUAUGAAUAGGUCACCAUGGUGGUCUCGAAUUGAAAUACAAAUAUAUAAGAAGUGAAUGUUGUGGAUAUUAUCAAUUUAAUAAAUUCUACUAAUUAAGAUGCCUUGCAAUUGAGUUUUAACUUGAUAGGUAACAUGUAUAAUUAACUCAAGCAGGGACCAAAAGAUCUGUAUCUGGUACAAUAUGACUUACCAUUUUGAAUAAGCUGAUUAACUCACUGGCCUGUUGGGAUAAACUGCCCGUUGGAGGACAGUGUUGCAGGCACGAACUUGGAACUGGUCAGUGCCGAAAGGUUUGUGUGUGUUCCGGAAGAUUAACAAAAUCCACCAGAAAAGGACUUAUUGUUGAAAUUGUAUGUAACAAAAAAAUUACAAAAAAACAGCUGUCUCAUUGAUGUGAGAGCCAAGUCCUUAGCUCAGCACUAUAUAAAGGGAGAAUGUCUUCUCUCUGCACAUUACAGCCACAGGCAUCCAGAGUAACCAGGAUGUUGAACAUUAGCAAGGUUCAGCUGCCUUUGCAGCUUCCUACCUUCUCCAGAUCCUCCGAUAUGCUUCUUCAGCCUCUAUGGGACUAUUUCCUUUUCAACCACUACUUUCUCAUCUCCUCUCCCUUCUUCCCUGUCAUACUCUGCUUCUCCAGUUACUUCUUCUCCAGUCUCCCCUUUGCUGUACUAGACCUCCUGGGAGACAUGGUCCCCUCCAUUCACCACUACAAGAUCCAGCAAGAGAGACGUCCAACCAUGGGGAUGAUGGCAAAGAGCUUCGGAAGGGCUGUUUAUAACCACUUGAUCUUUGUUCUGCCUGCUGUGCUGACUCAGACCUGCUUUAUGCCUUCAGUGGCGCUGCCUUCCAGUGCUCCAACUGUGGUAGAGGUUCUCAUUGAUGGACUUGCUGCCCUUCUUCUUUUUGACACCCAGUACUAUAUGUGGCACUUUGUGCACCACAAGCAUCCACAACUGUAUCGGUGGGUCCAUGCCAUCCACCACGAAUACAUGGCACCCUUUUCCUGGAACACCCAGCAACUCAGCAUUCCAGAACUGAUAACCGUGGGAUUCUGGAGCAACCUGGACCCCAUCCUGCUGAAAUGCCACCCUUUUACUACCUGGUGCGUCACCAUCAUCAGUAUCUGGAUGUCAGUGGAGGACCACAUAGGCUAUGACCUGCCAUGGGGUCUCAACCACCUGGUACCAUUUGGUCUGUUAGGAGGAGCACCAGCUCAUGACAUGCACCACCAGAAGCCCAACAGUAACUAUGCACCUUUCUUCAGCCACUGGGACAGGCUAUUUGGCACUGCCAUCCUGCCAGGGAAAAUAACUGAGAAGAAAGUUAUGUAUUCACUGUAAAUAGGACCAUUCACUAUCAUUUUGAUUACCCUCAUGCUUACAUGUUAAUUAGAAUAAAUGUAUUUGUUUUUAUUAGUAAUUUACCGACA
Molecule: messenger RNA, 5362 nt
Organism: Oncorhynchus kisutch (coho salmon)
Lineage: Eukaryota; Metazoa; Chordata; Actinopteri; Salmoniformes; Salmonidae
Product: ZnF_C3H1 and zf-CHY domain-containing protein
Exons: 12
Coding region: 122-2224 (700 amino acids)
Molecular function (GO): zinc ion binding
Source: RefSeq, a predicted model, not a curated record